AAAAAAAGCAAUUUUCGAAUUUCGUAUUUAUUAUAAUUACUUUAAGUUUAUUGGUCUCUGAUAAUUACCUAUUAGAGAAGUAUUUGAGUAUUGUACUUAUUAUAAUUCUCUUUGAUUGUACUGCUUCGAAUAAAACGUUUCUCAAUGAGAUGUGUAUUUAAGCCAAUAUUAGUGAAGUUCACGUAAACUAUGAACAGCGAGAAUAUUUACGAUUAACUGUUUAGUGCCACAAUAAUGUAAAAUUGGAUUGAAUUGGGUCUAAUAGAGAUUUGAGUUUAAUUUCUCAUUAGUGUUUUUAACUUAUAAAAAUAUAAUAUUCAUACACAGCUUACCGCCUACAAACAAUGGUUCGGUUUAAAAAUAGGUACGUUACAGUUGAAAUUUCGUCACCAGGUGUUGCCGAUGACGUACCAUUAAAAUUGAAAUCAAAAAUGUUUUACGAGACAGUACUUAAUAAAGUUCAACAGUUACAUGGUGACUAUGGAGUGGCUGCAAUAAGAGCUGGAUUGUUGACAAGAUAUUGCAAUGAAUAUACCCGAAUAGCCAUAUUACGAGUGAGACAUGGACCGCAUAUGUUUGUAACUAGUACUUUACCAUUCAUCACAAAAAUUGGCACUCUAGAUGUGCGGCUGAACACUCUACAUGUCAGUGCCACAUUGAAACACAGUUUUAAAUUUAUUCAAGAGCAUCAAAGGGCAUAUUUAAUCAACAAAUGGUCUAAACUAAAGUCUGAUGUGGAGAGGAAAUAUAUGGAGCAGGUUGUGAUGGAUUUCACAGAUGUAGAUGUUGCAAUAAAUUUAGAAAAGUUCGCGUAAUGUAA
This is a messenger RNA of Manduca sexta (tobacco hornworm), 820 nucleotides long. RefSeq names its product ribonuclease P/MRP protein subunit POP5 (gene Pop5). NCBI's taxonomy places the organism in Eukaryota, Metazoa, Arthropoda, Insecta, Lepidoptera, Sphingidae. Gene Ontology annotation, molecular function: ribonuclease P RNA binding. Gene Ontology annotation, biological process: tRNA 5'-leader removal. The coding region runs from base 345 to 815 and encodes 156 amino acids. The record is from RefSeq and is a predicted model, not a curated record. Gene Ontology annotation, cellular component: ribonuclease P complex. The transcript has 2 exons.